Messenger RNA from Amphibalanus amphitrite, 3860 nucleotides. RefSeq lists its product as uncharacterized. The transcript is spliced from 10 exons. Gene Ontology annotation, cellular component: cilium. NCBI's taxonomy places the organism in Eukaryota, Metazoa, Arthropoda, Thecostraca, Balanomorpha, Balanidae. The coding region runs from base 546 to 3386 and encodes 946 amino acids. The record is from RefSeq and is a predicted model, not a curated record.
GGCGCACAACGGACGGUCGCGCCAGGCCGCCGCCGGGCGCCGCCGGGCGCCGCACCCCUCGCUGCGCCGCCGCCGCCGCCGCCCGCCUCUCAGCCGCGGUCGCAGCCACCCGAGCUGAGCCGAGAUUCGCCGAGCGGUGGACGUCGCCGAUCCGAUCGGCUGCCAUCGAGAGAUCGAUCAGCGCUCCGUCUGCCAUCGACCGAUCGGACGAGGCAAGGCCGGCCGGUGGACCGCCGACCUCGAGCACCUGCCGGACAGACACCGCGGCCGGCCUGGGGCCAGCGGCCGUCUGAAGGUGCUCGGUGAUCAACGGAUUCGGCUAGGUGCCGAAAAGAAGCCGCGAAGGUGUUGCAAGAAGAUAACCGUUCAGUGGAAUUGGUGCGGUGCACUUAAAUACGGGACAAUGGCUGUUCGCGUCGCUUCAACGAGGGCUUGAUGAACGCAAGCAAGACGUACUGCAUCACUGUGAUUGACUGUUGCUUAGUGUGUAGCACGCAUAUUCAUCGCUGUUGUUUGUUUGGAGCUGUGCUGCUCCUCGUUUCAAAAUGCUCAUGCUGACGGACUCUGCUAGCUUGAAAAGCGUUGAUGCUAUUUCAGCCCAUAACAUAGACACUCUACCCAGUGGUGAUGUGCACAAUCUCCCCGAGAUGAAUGCUGGUACUCACCCAAAGGUUAUUCGACUCGAUAGGAAUCAGCAACGGGAAAACAGGUUUUGGAGGAAGCAGCGAGUCAGAGAGAAAAAGCAAAGAAAAUGGGAAGAGCAAGUAAGAAAACAAAAAGAAGAAGAGGAUGGUGUCCCAGACGGCGAAAAUGCCGAGGUGUUCUCUGACAACGAUCCUGCCGACGACACUGAAGAUGGUGAUGCCACUGAUGAAAUGGAUAGCGAUGAUGUACCCGAAGGGAUUGGCUCGACUGCGCCAGAUGAAGAAAAUGCCGCGGAUUCCCCUGGUGACGGGCUCGGCGACUCUGGCUACAGGGCCGAAGAAAACGAGGAACAACAGGAGCCACUUCAUACGGGCGAAGAGGAGAGUGCGAUGCUGCAUGAAAGCAGACACAGGAGCGAUGGUGACGUCGCAGAAGAGGAUGACGGGAACCACUCCCUGGACGAGGCGGACAGAGACUCUCCGGAAACGCACAACGAAGAAAGGAUGAGCUAUGAAGAGAAUGUCAGAAAAUUAUCUGAAGAGGAACAAGCGAAAGGGUCUGAUGAAGCUCAUGAGGAAGGCGGUCAGCCAAAUGAGCCAAGUGAAGAGGGAGUAGGGGAAAAUGAAACCGACGAGAAGGAAGAUGAACAAACUGCCAACCUUGAAAACGAGAACAAUAACCCAGGACCUGAAUCAAGCGAUGAUGUUCGGGUGAACUCUAGCGCUGCUGUCGAUGGUGAGGACGCCGAGGCUCGCCCAGACUCGAGGCACUCUGAAGGUGCUGAGGACGCCUCUACCCCGGACGCCGACGCCGGCGAUCAGACGUCCGAGCGGCACCACGGGGACGGCUACGAGACGGAUGAUGAGCGCGAUCGGACGCGCGACGGUGGGCCGGACGAGGAGCGCGACUCGGCCGUGGGCGGCUCCAGUGAGGACCGGGCGGUGGACUCGGCUGCCGGCGACGGGCCCGACUCCGACUGGGUGGGGCCGCGCAGCGUGUCUCCCUACGUCGAACAGCAGCUGCCCAAUGGUGGCGAUGAUGGCUCCCCGGACGCCCAGCAGGAACAGGAGGCGGCAGACAGCGCCGUGGAGCGCGACUCGGUCUUCUCAGACAACGAUAAGGCGGCGCCGGAGCCCGCCCAGUCGCGACCCGACUCGGAGUCGCAGCGGCGGCCGCCCAGUCGAGUCUCGCUCGUCUACACGUACGCCAGCGGCCCGAAGGUGCUCUCACACGUGGAGCUGGCGCCCGAGACGGAGGCCGAGCGCGGCGCGGCGACCGAGAAUGACAACAAGCCGACGGAGGGCAGCGACGAAAAGAACGGCAAGCACGUCACCUUCGAGGAGGACGUGGCCGCGGCGGCCAAUGUGCGGAUCCGCCGGAAACGCUCGGACGCGGCGGACGUCGAGCGGGGUGAGGCGAAACAGUGGAAGGAGCUGAGGAAGAAGAACAAGGAGCGCAGGAAGAACAGGACGUCCAACACAUUCAGCGAUGUUCUAAGGCCCAAAUCCAGUUGGAAAAGCAGCAGCACCACCGGCAGCCUCAUGAACGACAAGCGGCUCAUCAAGACGGGCAACAUCGGCACCCUGGUGCUCCACGGCCAGCCUCAGCCUCGGUGGAAUGCUUACUUUGCCAACGCGCGAGCUCUGUCGAACUCGGGCGGGCCCAGUCUGACGGACAUCAUUCGGUACCAGGAGGCUCGCCGGCGCGAUGCCGGUCUGCAGAACGGUCCGGCGGCGCGGCGCGGCCUGGGCACCGGUCGGCGCCGUGACGAGCGUGUGCGCACCCCGCCGGCAGUGGCCGGCAGAAAACACUACCGCGUCCAGACCGAGCCCUACCUGGAGGAGAUCCGCGACCGGCGCGUGGAGGCGGACCGGGCCGUGCAGACUGACCCGCUGCUCGACCGGCCCAGCACGCCCCUCUUCGUGCCGUCCAAGACCGGCGCCGACGUGGCCACGCAGAUCUAUGAGGGCGACCUGUUUGACUUUGAGCUGGAGUCGGCGCCGAUCCUGGAGGUGCUGGUCGGCAAGACGGUGGAGCAGAGCCUGCUGGAGGUGAUGGAGGAGGAGGAGCUGGAGACGCUCAAGGAGCACCAGCGCCGCUUCGAGGAGCGCCGCCAGGCAGAGCUGGCCGAACAGCAGCGGCUGGCCGAGCGCGAGCGACGCCACGUCGAGGAAAAGGAGCGGCGGAUGUCUCAGCGCCGCUCGGCUCUGGAGCAGGAGACGGAGACGGAGGCCAAGGUGGCCGCCUCGGCGCUGGCGCAGAGCUACCUGGCCGACAUGGUGCCGGCCGUGUUCAGCAACCUGCGCCAGAAGGGCUUCUUCUUCAACGGCGUCGAGCGCGACAUAGAGAUGACCUUUAUGCCGUGGCUGCGGGACGCCGUCGAACAGGAGCUGGACAAGGUGCUCACCGGACGCGAGGUGCUCGACGAGCUGAUCCUGGACGCGGUGCGCAAGCGGCGCGAGGAGCUCGAGCAGCGUCCGUCGCUGAGCGCGCGCCUGCCGCCGGCGCCGCUGGCCGAGCCGGCCGCCGAGCCGAGCGCGGCCGCCGCCGACGGCGACGGCCCGGUAUCGGCGGCGGCGUCGGCGGCGGGCGGGCCGGCCGGAGACGAGGCCGAGGACGACUCGGAGGAGGAGGAGGCCGACGACUCGGGCGAGGAGGAGGCCGCCGCCGACGAGGGCUCCGACGACGACGACGCCGGCAAGGGCGCCGAGGAGGGCGCGCCCGACGACGACGAGCCCUAGACCGGCCGCCGACACACACACGAGCCGACCACCGACCACCGACCACCGGCUGCUGGGUGUCACCGCUCCGUAGGACUUUCACCAGAGCGCUGAUGUGUUCCCCCUCAAAAUGUCUGUCAACCACCGGUGUCCACCGUCCCCUCCCCUCUCCUGGGCAAUCAUUCCAUUAUUUCCAUGUUAAAGUCGGGCGCGCGCUGCUGGGGGCGCCGUGUUGGCUGUUGAGUGGCGUGCCGCCGCCGCGGGUCCGCGCGGCUCGGCUGUCCGGGGUCCGUGUGACCGGACUGGGCCGGGCGCCGGUGUGCUGUGGUGUGGUCGGGCCGACUGAGCGGCCGCCCUGUGAACGGACUGGACACGGCCGGGGGGCUCCCGGCCAGCUCUGCGCCGCUCUGUCUCCGUCCCGAGCGGCCCCAAUCACCGCCGUCACCGUCCGUUGUCCCGUCCUAUCUCAGCGACUAAUACAUAUUUUUCAAGUCG